Messenger RNA from Botrytis cinerea B05.10, 1328 nucleotides. RefSeq lists its product as hypothetical. The record is from RefSeq and is a predicted model, not a curated record. Lineage: Eukaryota; Fungi; Ascomycota; Leotiomycetes; Helotiales; Sclerotiniaceae. The transcript is spliced from 3 exons. The coding region runs from base 305 to 1210 and encodes 301 amino acids.
GAGCAAAGAAGAGUAGGAAGCACAUUGUCUGGCUAUGUUUCCAUGGAUAUCUUCCACUCUGUAGGGAUUAGUAUCACUGCAGAAAAAUGGGCCUUUAACUUCUUUUCAUGGACUUCUCUUAGAUGGAUGUUCAAGGCCUGUCCCCCAUACAUGAUCCUCUUUUUGGUUAUCCUCCACUUGCUAUAUUCCCUCAUCAUAAACUUACUGCCUUCUCUGUCACUUCAUUCAAAUCUAUCGCAUUAGAAAAUCCUACGUCUUCCAAUCAAGUCAGCGUUGUAACUUCUCAGUAGAUACUUGUUGAGAUAUGGCUCUGCCCGCGGUCAAAGUUGAAUACAAGACAAUAGAUGGCAUUACCAUCCGAGGAUUGCUACACCCUACGGAGGUGAAAGCACCUGCCAUUAUCAUGACACAUGGAUUCAACUGUGUCAAAGAAAUGCUCCUGCCAGAGAUAGCUCGAAGAUUCCAGAGUCUAGGCUAUAACGCAUUGAUUUAUGAUCCUCGAAGUAUCGGAGACAGUGAUGGGCUUCCCAGAAACCAGAUCAGCCCACUACAGCAAGCUGAAGAUCUAUCAGACAUUGUAACACAUAUCUCAUCAUUGCCAAACGUUGACUCGCGUCGAAUCAUACUUUGGGGCAUGUCCUUUGGAGCUACAGUAAGCGCUUGCACAGCAGCUGUGGACAGACGAAUCAAGACACUCGUGAUGGUGUGUCCCCUUUUUAGCUUUUUUCAGCCAGAAAAGCGAGAAAAGGCUUUUGCACAACUCAUCAGAGAUCGACAGUCACAAUUGCGAGGUAAUGAAGCAUUUACAUUGCCUCCAUUUAAUAGCAAAGGGGAAAAUCCAAUGGGAUUUGGGGGGUCGGGAGGGCCGGGUGGAAUGGAAGCAUACAGCUUCAUGUCCGCAGUCAUUGAUCACGGUGCCCCAAAUUUCCGCGAUCGUAUCACACUACAGACAUACCAGAAGCUUUUUAUGUUUCGUCCCAAGGUACUACUCGACAUGGUUCAAGCGUCAGCCCUAAUGAUUGUGCCCGAAUUAGACGAUAUUUCGUCUCCUGAAGAACAGAUUGAAGCUUUCGGGCUCUUACCAGGUCCAAAAACCCUGUAUGUAGCGAAAGGAAAAGGACAUUUGACUGUUCUCAGUGGAGAUAAGUCCGAGGAAAUUUUGAGUACAAUGACCGAAUUCAUCAAGACAGCUAGUGAGUUGGAAGCAUAAGGCAUGAACGCAUUUUUACUUUGUGCGUGCGUCUGGAGUCAAAUAGUUUGUAAACAGAGGAGUUGGUUGGAAUACAGUAUUUCUUAGCCGUACUUUCAGAGAAACCAAAGUAAUAUCA